AUGACUCAAAAAAUUGAGCACGAAUUGAGCAAUCGAUUGCACUAUACCGUUUUAAUUGUGCAUGCUCGGAACAGUACUUACAGCGUCUUGCUAUUGGGUUCUGCUGGGUUCACGCCAGCAGCGCCCAAUCGAGCUACAGCAACGAGACAGGAAGGGUCGGGUGGGAAGGGCCGCCCGUCAACUUCGAGCAAGGCCUUGCCGCAGGACACGCAGGGACCCUCCGCAGCCAGUGGCAGCUCGAAAGGCAGCAAAACACCGACCUCUACGCCGCUCGGUUCCAAGGCCGCCACCAAGAAGGGCCCCGAGAAGCAGAAGUCUGGCCGUGGAGCCCGCUUCAAAUUGUCGUCGGUGAUCAAGGCAUCAUCCAAUUUUCGAGCCCCGCAAACUUACAGAUGCCCAUACUGCCUUUUUCUUGAAACACAGAGGAGCAAGGCAGUAAAGCACAUCCAAGACAACCACGGACAGGCCAUUCAGCGGGAGCGGUACGGCAUGGACGGCGUGCAGGUGCGACUCGAAAACAAUUCGUGCCGUGGAGUGCGGGUCCUCUGCAAGGGGGUGUUUAAGGCCCACACGCGUCGUCUGAAGCCCAGGAUGUCCAAGGAAACGUUCAAGUUUACGCUGGACGUCAUUAAGUGCCUCCUGCUUGAGGCACUUGUCAUUAUCGGCGAAGCUGACGUGUACGAAGAGCUGAAAGUCGACGUGCUUCGGUCGGCGUACAGCAAGCUGCUAGAGGUGUGCGGUAUCUACGAAGAGGAGGAGGAUAGCUCGGACGAGGAGGACGCUCAGCACGUGGGAGACGACGGUGACGACGCCGAAGUCCAUGGCUCCGGUGAUGAGCAGCAGGCCAGUGACGAAGAAGUCUCCUCCGAUGAUGAGCCGGGAAGCGAGGAGCUCUCAGAAGAAGAAUCUGAAUCAGAUGACUGAUCCGAUGUACAGUAUGGUCUAUACCAAUUUGAAAUUCUACUAUUUGUACUUAAUGUGACUUUGUUAUCUGAUCCGAUGUACAGUAUGGUCUAUACCAAUUUGAAAUUCUACUAUUUGUACUUAGUGUGACUUUGUUAUCUGAUCCGAUGUACAGGAUGGUCUAUACCAAUUUGAAAUUCUACUAUUUGUACUUAGUGUGACUUUGUUAUCUGAUCCGAUAUACAGUAUGGUCUAUACCAAAUUGAAAUUCUACUGUAUUUGUACUUAGUGUGACUUUGUUAUCUGAUCCGAUGUACGGUAUGGUCUAUACCAAUUUGAAAUUCUACUAUUUGU
Thrips palmi is the source of this 1257-nucleotide messenger RNA. RefSeq lists its product as uncharacterized. The record is from RefSeq and is a predicted model, not a curated record. Bases 1 to 924 code for a protein of 307 amino acids. The transcript is spliced from 5 exons. Lineage: Eukaryota; Metazoa; Arthropoda; Insecta; Thysanoptera; Thripidae.